GGAAUGUAGUUUUUUCCUCGUUCAUGUGGCGUCUUCUGUUGUGGUAAAUUGUAAUAUUUAAUGAUUGAGGAAGAAAUAUAUGGAACAAUGGAACAACAACAACAACAAAAUUCGGAUGAUCCACGUAUCGCUGAAUUGAUUAUAAUUUCUUCAAUGUAUCCUACACAAUUACAAUGUGUAGAUGAUGAAAUCCAAAGGUCAAUUGAUGAACAAAAUUUUCAUCGUUUCAAUCAUUCAAUCACAGCGUUAUUCAACGUUGAUACAAUGCUUGAAAUUCAUCUCAUCAUGCCUGUUGAAUAUCCGAAUGAUGAUCCAAAUUGUUUACAAAUUUAUUGUCGAAUCACAGAUACUUCGUUGUUGAAUGAUCAUAAAAAUCUUCAAAAACAACUAAAUGAACGAGUGAAAAAUGAAAUUAUCGAUUCGGGUAGUUUGAUUAAUGUCAUACCAAAAAUCAUUGAAAUAUGGACCGAAAUGAAAUCAUCAAAAUGCGAUUCGAAUCAUUCUAAUGCUGAAAAAGAUGAUGAUGAUGACAAAAUUGACAAUAAUUCAUGCAUCAAUCGUUGUUGGAUAUAUUCACAUCAUAUUUAUUCAUCUAUAAAACGAAAAUCGAUUAUUGAUCUAUGUCGUAAACAUAAUCUAAAUGGAUUUAUGUUGAUUGGAAAGCCAGGUUUUAUUUGUGUGGAAGGAAGCGACAAUGAUUGUGAUCAAUUUUGGACAACAAUCCGAUCAUGGAAUUGGCAACGUAUUAUAAUGAUCGAUGUGGAAAAAAUGUCUAAAUCUCAAACACAACAUUUAACAUUCGAUUCAUUCGUCGAACAUGUCGACCGUUCCACUGUGUUUCGAAUUUUGGAACAGAAAAAAUGUGAUGAAAUAAUCAAAAAUUUUCUUGGAAUCAAAUGAAAUUUUUUUUUUGAAAAAGAUUAUUU
Messenger RNA from Dermatophagoides farinae (American house dust mite), 926 nucleotides. Its product is annotated as RWD domain-containing protein 2B. The record is from RefSeq and is a predicted model, not a curated record. Lineage: Eukaryota; Metazoa; Arthropoda; Arachnida; Sarcoptiformes; Pyroglyphidae.